Messenger RNA from Haemonchus placei, 435 nucleotides. The record is from the annotation of a GenBank genome assembly. NCBI's taxonomy places the organism in Eukaryota, Metazoa, Nematoda, Chromadorea, Rhabditida, Trichostrongylidae.
AUGGCUGAAUUACUGAAGGGAGUGAAGUUGGCGAAGAAAGACGGUAGUACUGCGAAUGCCGAGGAUGUGCUAAAGGAUAAAGUCGUAGGACUGUACUUCUCAGCUCAUUGGUGUCCACCAUGCCGUCAGUUUACUCCUGUGUUGAAGGACUUCCACGGUGACCUGGUAGAUAGUGGAGAAUUUGAAAUCGUAUUUGUGUCUUUCGAUAGGAGCGAAGCUGAUCUGAAAAAGUAUUUGGAAGAAGCUCAUGGAGACUGGUACCACCUUCCUUUCGGAUCUCCCAAAAUUCAAGAACUUGCUACGAAGUACUCUGUUAGUGGAAUUCCUGCUCUCAUCAUCAUAAAAUCAGAUGGCACAGAAGUAACCAAGAAUGGAAGGGGUGAUGUUCAGGGUAAAGCGCCUAAAGCUGCUCUUAAUGCAUGGAAAGCCGCUUAA